AUGAGUAUUCAACUCUCAGAACCUCCUGCAAAAAAACUUAAAAAUGAACAAAGAUUACAAUGUGAAUACUUUAUCGAGAAAAAACAAAGAAGAUGUGGUAUGACAAGGAAAAAUGACGUACAAUAUUGUACUGAACAUUUAAAUCUAUUAAAGAAAAAGCUGGGCAAUGAAAAACAUAAUGGGAAGGAAGGUAAUAGGGUCCCCUGUCCGUUGGAUCCAAAACAUACCGUAUGGGAAUCACAAUUACAGAAACAUUUGAAGAAAUGUAAUAAGACAAAACAGAUACACUCUAAUGAUGGAUUACCGUAUUUCAUGCCCAAUUUAAACUCAGAGUCAAAGACGACCAUAGAGGAAUCUAAUGGACAAGAUACCAUCUUGAAGACUAUCGAAACAUUAAGGAAAAUUUUUGACAAGGAGGAGGGUCUUGAAGAACUUCCAUUGGUUGUUAAGUCAAAUAAAUUCAUGGAAGAUAAUAGGUUUAAACUGUUAUCUAACAAAAAACAUGCUAUUCAACAAUCUUCAUUGAUUCAACAUAUGAUUGACUCAAAUAUGCUUCACAAUAAUCCCAAUUUUAUUGAGUUUGGUUGUGGAAGAGCUGAAUUCACUCGUUACGUUAACCAAGUCCUAUUACAAGAUCAUGGCAAUUCUAAACAAAAUCUUAUACUAAUCGAUAGAUCCUCGAAUAGAAUGAAAUUCGAUAAGAAAAUUAUUGAUGAUGUGAAGGAGUCUGAAGCAUACAGGACGAACAAAGAUAUCCUCCCUGAAAUUAAGAGAGUGAAAAUUGACAUUCGAGAUUUGAAAAUUGAUCCAUUAUUAACAUUCCCCGAUAAUAACCAUUACGUCGCCAUCUCAAAACAUCUCUGUGGUGUCGCCACUGAUUUAACGUUGCGUUGUAUUAAUAAUAGUAAGCUUUUGAACAACCAUCAAGGAAAUUUGGAUGGAAUUUGUAUUGCCAUGUGUUGUAGACAUGUUUGUCAGGCAGACGAUUACAUUAACCAUGCGUACAUUGAAAACUUACUUAAAGCAGAUUAUUUGAAUAAUUGUAAAUUGGAUUACUAUGAAUUUUUUAAUUCCUUGAAGAAAAUGUGUUCUUGGGCCACUUGUGGUAGAAGAGAAGGAAUGAAAGAUGAUGACCUGGUAAACAUAACCGAUGAUGUGACGAUGACUUUGAAGCAAAGAGAGGAAUUAGGUUUAAUGGCAAGAAGAAUUAUUGACGAAGGAAGGAAGGAAUGGGUGCUUCAGGAAUUAAAUGACAAGGAAGACUCGAAAUUUACUGUGGCUUUAAUAAGAUAUGUGCCUCAGGACGUUUCAUUAGAAAAUGUCGCACUGAUCGUCUCGAAGGCGGACAGAUACUUAGUAGAUGGAACGCACUUUAUAGAAUAG
This is a messenger RNA of Naumovozyma castellii, 1383 nucleotides long. RefSeq names its product tRNA:m4X modification enzyme (gene TRM13). The record is from RefSeq and is a predicted model, not a curated record. The transcript has a single exon. NCBI's taxonomy places the organism in Eukaryota, Fungi, Ascomycota, Saccharomycetes, Saccharomycetales, Saccharomycetaceae. The coding region runs from base 1 to 1383 and encodes 460 amino acids.